GAAUGGAAUUUUUACAGGCACUGGCGGACAGAUUGAAGGGAGACUACUCUGUGAAAAAAUGUCACUUCUGCCACCUGAAAGAUGAUGCCAUACAGCUUCAGUACUCUGUAGAAAAACUAUGUGGAUCUCAGAGGCAAGACAAGGAGAAUGCUUGCAGCUCUCAGAGUAGAACAGAGGUCAGAGGUCAAGUGGAGGUGAUCAAAGGGAGAUUACUCCAGAUGAUGGCUGUCAUACGGGCAUUACAGACAGAAAGCAACGAAGAACAAAGGAUUUUCCAAACUCUUGUGACACAUUCAGAACACCUGUCUCUUUGUAAACCAAUGAGGGAGAGAGAUCAAGACUUAGUCAACAGUAUUACAGAGUUGCGUGAACUUUACGAGGGGAACUGUCUGGCCAAAAAUGACCUGGAAAACAUAGUAAACAGAGCCCAUCACCAGUUGAACAAAUUGGAGAAGGUUUUGCAGAGUGGUCUCCCUUCAGCGAAGCGCUAUUCAGGAGGACCUGCCUCCAAACUUCAGAACCAUGAACCUGCCGAGCCUAAACCCCCAAGACCUGUGCUCCGUGAUCAAAAUGUGAUCAGUCCUACGAGAUUUCAGUGACCUUGUGCUGUUCAGCUUGGUUUAGAGUUUUAUGUAGAUCAUGCAUAUCUCUCUGUUCUAACUGUCCUAUAAACCUAUCUGGUUUAUGUUUUACUGCUGUCUUAUUUUGGGGAUUCCAACACCAUAUUGUGUCAGCACGCUGAGACUAGGUGUAUAGCUGUCCAAUCCGGUGUCAGCACACUGACUGAGACUGGGUGUCAUGCCUAGUGUCAGCACACUGAAACUGGGUGUCUGAUGUGAAGUCAGGACAAUGAGACUGGAUGCAUGGGUGUCAUAUCCGGUGUCUUUGGUAUGAUACUAAAUGAACUUCAGUGUAGCAACACUAUAAAGUAGUUAAGGUGUA
Liolophura sinensis is the source of this 942-nucleotide messenger RNA. RefSeq lists its product as uncharacterized. The transcript has 6 exons. The record is from RefSeq and is a predicted model, not a curated record. Lineage: Eukaryota; Metazoa; Mollusca; Polyplacophora; Chitonida; Chitonidae. The coding region runs from base 3 to 599 and encodes 198 amino acids.